AUGACGAUACCAUCUCUAAAAUUCUUGGGGAGAAAGAUGUAUGAUGAGGAUCGAUGUAUCAAAUUUUUGUUUAAGAAAGGAAUUAUAUUGAAACCUCAUGAAUGUUCGCUGUGCAAUUCUUCAAUGAAAUAUUAUAGAAAAUUUUUUGUAUGUGAUAAUCAACAAUGUCGAAAGUGGACUUCUAUUUUUAGGAAUACAUUCUUCACGAGAAGUCGUCUUCAGUGCUCAGAUGUAAUGCUUAUUGGAUAUUAUUGGUUGUGUGGUGCAACGUAUACAGUAAUCUUGAAUGUGACAGGAUAUGCUUCUCUCACUAUUUCAAAUUACAUGAGAUAUUUUCGCGACUUGGUAAUUGAAACAUUGAAUGAUGAUGAUUUGAUGAUCGGUGGAGAUGGAAUUGUCGUGGAGAUAGAUGAAUCAAAAUUUUGUAAAGGAAAAGAUACUGAUGGAAUUUGGGUGGUUGGUGGUGUUGAGCGAACAGAGAAACGAAAAUGUUUCUUUGUGGUGGUUGAUCGGAGGGAUGCAGAAACAAUUAGAAGUAUUGUGUCAAAACACAUUAAACCAGGUUCCAUAGUCGCAACUGAUUGUUGGCGAGGUUAUCAAAAUCUUGAAGAUUUUGAUAUAAUACAUGAGAAGGUAAAUCGAUCGAUAUCAUUUGUAAAUAUGAAUGGGACACAUACAAAUACGAUUGAGGGAACUUGGCGGGGAUUGAAGAUACGAAUUCAACCUCGACAUAGAGGUGCUGAAUCAAUUGAGAAAUAUUUGUUAGAAUUUAUUUGGCGACGAAAGCAUGAGAAUGAUUUGUGGCAAGGGUUACUUGAUGCCUUGCGCCAACGGCCGGGUGGAUCUGGUGGCAUUAGCCCAGAUCCAAGUCACUUUUUGGGAGAUUUGGUGGCAGAGCCAGCCAAAUCGAUUCAGUAUUACCAU
Messenger RNA from Acaulospora morrowiae, 924 nucleotides. The record is from the annotation of a GenBank genome assembly. Lineage: Eukaryota; Fungi; Glomeromycota; Glomeromycetes; Diversisporales; Acaulosporaceae.